AUGGGUUGCACUCUGUUUGCUAACAAGAGUGCAACCAAUGUCCAUGUUGUCUACUUGGAGGCCCUUCGUGACCUCAGUGUGACAGAGAGGUACGCUUGGGGAGUGGCUACUUUGGUUCAUAUGUACGACCAACUGAACGAUGCAUCUAUGAGCCACAGUCGACAGUUUGUCGGUUACAUCACACUGCUGCAGUGGCUGAUUUACGAGCACUUUCCCUCGGUCGCGAAGUCCAUCGCUGAUCAGGACUACGACGAGGCUUCUCCACGUGCGUGCAGGUGGAUUGCGACAAAGAAGACCGUGAAGAGCAUUUGCACGCCGUAG
This is a messenger RNA of Glycine soja, 321 nucleotides long. RefSeq lists its product as uncharacterized. The transcript is spliced from 3 exons. The record is from RefSeq and is a predicted model, not a curated record. NCBI's taxonomy places the organism in Eukaryota, Viridiplantae, Streptophyta, Magnoliopsida, Fabales, Fabaceae. The coding region runs from base 1 to 321 and encodes 106 amino acids.